Messenger RNA from Procambarus clarkii (red swamp crayfish), 4581 nucleotides. The record is from RefSeq and is a predicted model, not a curated record. NCBI's taxonomy places the organism in Eukaryota, Metazoa, Arthropoda, Malacostraca, Decapoda, Cambaridae.
AUGGGAAUGCAACAUCUGAGAGCGAGGGCAGUAUCUAAACAGCAUCCAGGCAGCAUCCAGGCAACAUCCCGGCAGCAUCCAGGCAACAUCCCGGCAGCAUCCAGGCAACAUCCAGGCAACAUCCCGGCAACAUCCCGGCAGCAUCCAGGCAACAUCCAGGCAACAUCCCGGCAACAUCCAGGCAGCAUCCAGGCAGCAUCCAGGCAACAUCCCGGCAACAUCCAGGCAGCAUCCCGGCAGCAUCCCGGCAGCAUCCAGGCAAUAUUGCGGCAACAUCCAGGCAGCAUCCCGGCAGCAUCCCGGCAACAUCCCGGCAGCAUCCAGGCAACAUCCCGGCAGCAUCCAGGCAACAUCCCGGCAGCAUCCCGGCAGCAUCCCGGCAGCAUCCAGGCAAUACCCCGGCAGCAUCCCGGCAGCAUCCCGGCAACAUCCAGGCAACAUCCCGGCAGCAUCCCGGCAGCAUCCCGGCAGCAUCCAGGCAACAUCCCGGCAGCAUCCCGGCAACAUCCAGGCAACAUCCCGGCAGCAUCCCGGCAGCAUCCAGGCAACAUCCCGGCAACAUCCCGGCAGCAUCCCGGCAGCAUCCCGGCAGCAUCCAGGCAACAUCCCGGCAGCAUCCCGGCAACAUCCAGGCAACAUCCCGGCAGCAUCCCGGCAGCAUCCAGGCAACAUCCCGGCAACAUCCCGGCAGCAUCCAGGCAACAUCCAGGCAACAUCCCGGCAGCAUCCCGGCAACAUCCCGGCAGCAUCCCGGCAGCAUCCAGGAAACAUCCCGGCAGCAUCCAGGCAACAUCCAGGCAACAUCCCAGCAGCAUCCAGGCAACAUCCCGGCAACAUCCCGGCAGCAUCCAGGCAACAUCCCGGCAGCAUCCAGGCAACAUCCCGGCAGCAUCCAGGCAACAUCCCGGCAGCAUCCCGGCAACAUCCCGGCAGCAUCCAGGCAGCAUCCCGGCAACAUCCAAGCAACAUCCCGGCAACAUCCCGGCAGCAUCCCAGCAGCAUCCAGGCAGCAUCCAGGCAACAUCCCGGCAGCAUCCAGGCAGCAUCCAGGCAACAUCCCGGCAACAUCCCGGCAGCAUCCAGGCACCAUCCCGGCAGCAUCCAGGCAACAUCCCGGCAGCAUCCAGGCAACAUCCCGGCAGCAUCCAGGCAGCAUCCCGGCAGCAUCCGGGCAACAUCCCGGCAGCAUCCAGGCAACAUCCCAGCAGCAUCCAGGCAACAUCCCGGCAACAUUCCAGCAACAUCCCGGCAGCAUCACGGCAACAUCAAGGCCACAUCCAGGCAACAUUCCGGCAGCUUCCCCUCAGCAUCCCGGCAACAUCCCGGCAGCAUCCCGGCAGCAUCCCGGCAGCAUCCAGGCAACAUCCCGGCAGCAUCCAGGCAACAUCCAGGCAACAUCCCGGCAGCAUCCAGGCAGCAUCCAGGCAACAUCCCGGCAACAUCCCGGCAGCAUCCAGGCAACAUCCCGGCAGCAUCCAGGCAACAUCCCGGCAGCAUCCAGGCAACAUCCCGGCAGCAUCCAGGCAACAUCCCGGCAGCAUCCAGGCAACAUCCCGGCAGCAUCCAGGCAGCAUCCCGGCAACAUCCAGGCAACAUCCCGGCAACAUCCCGGCAACAUCCCCCCAGCAUCCAGGCAACAUCCCGGCAGCAUCCAGGCAGCAUCCAGGCAACAUCCCGGCAGCAUCCAGGCAGCAUCCAGGCAACAUCCCGGCAACAUCCCGGCAGCAUCCAGGCACCAUCCCGGCAGCAUCCAGGCAACAUCCCGGCUGCAUCCAGGCAACAUCCCGGCCGCAUCCAGGCAGCAUCCCGGCAGCAUCCAGGCAACAUCCCGGCAGCAUCCAGGCAACAUCCCAGCAGCAUCCCAGCAACAUCCCGGCAGCAUCACGGCAACAUCCCGGCAACAUCCAGCAUCCAGGCAGCAUCCCGGCAACAUUCCGGCAGCAUCCCGGCAACAUCCCGGCAGCAUCCCGGCAGCAUCCAGGCAACAUCCCGGCAGCAUCACGGCAACAUCCAGGCAACAUCCCGGCAGCAUCCAGGCAGCAUCCAGGCAACAUCCCAGUAGCAUCCAGGCAACAUCCCAGCAGCAUCCAGGCAACAUCCCGGCAACAUCACAGCAACAUCCCGGCAGCAUCCAGGCAACAUCCCGGCAACAUCCUGGCAACAUCCAGGCAGCAUCCAGGCAACAUCCCGGCAACAUCCCGGCAGCAUCCAGGCAACAUCCCGGCAACAUCCCGGCAACAUCCAGGCAGCAUCCAGGCAACAUCCCGGCAACAUCCCGGCAACAUCCAGGCAGCAUCCAGGCAACAUCCCGGCAACAUCCAGGCAACAUCCCGGCAGCAUCCAGCCAACAUCCCGGCAUCAUCCCAGCAACAUCCAGGCAACAUCCCGGCAGCAUCCAGGCAACAUCCCGGCAGCAUCCCGGCAGCAUCCAGGCAACAUCCCGGCAGCAUCCAGGCAACAUCCAGGCAACAUCCCGGCAGCAUCCAGGCAGCAUCCAGGCAACAUCCCGGCAACAUCCCGGCAGCAUCCAGGCAACAUCCCGGCAUCAUCCAGGCAUCAUCCCGGCAGCAUCCAGGCAACAUCCCGGCAGCAUCCAGGCAACAUCCCGGCAGCAUCCAGGCAACAUCCCGGCAGCAUCCAGGCAGCAUCCCGGCAACAUCCAGGCAACAUCCCGGCAACAUCCCGGCAACAUCCCAACAGCAUCCAGGCAACAUCCCGGCAGCAUCCAGGCAGCAUCCAGGCAACAUCCCGGCAGCAUCCAGGCAGCAUCCAGGCAACAUCCCGGCAACAUCCCGGCAGCAUCCAGGCACCAUCCCGGCAGCAUCCAGGCAACAUCCCGGCUGCAUCCAGGCAACAUCCCGGCCGCAUCCAGGCAGCAUCCCGGCAGCAUCCAGGCAACAUCCCGGCAGCAUCCAGGCAACAUCCCAGCAGCAUCCCAGCAACAUCCCGGCAGCAUCACGGCAACAUCCCGGCAACAUCCAGGUAACAUCCCGGCAGCAUCCAGGCAACAUCCCGGCAACAUCCCGGCAGCAUCCAGGCAGCAUCCCGGCAACAUCCCGGCAGCAUCCCGGCAACAUCCCGGCAGCAUCCCGGCAGCAUCCAGGCAACAUCCCGGCAGCAUCACGGCAACAUCCAGGCAACAUCCCGGCAGCAUCCAGGCAGCAUCCAGGCAACAUCCAGGCAACAUCCCAGCAGCAUCCAGGCAACAUCCCGGCAACAUCACAGCAACAUCCCGGCAGCAUCCAGGCAACAUCCCGGCAACAUCCAGGCAACAUCCAGGCAGCAUCCAGGCAACAUCCCGGCAACAUCCCGGCAGCAUCCAGGCAACAUCCCGGCAACAUCCUGGCAACAUCCAGGCAGCAUCCAGGCAACAUCCCGGCAACAUCCCGGCAGCAUCCAGGCAACAUCCCGGCAACAUCCCGGCAACAUCCAGGCAGCAUCCAGGCAACAUCCCGGCAACAUCCCGGCAACAUCCAGGCAGCAUCCAGGCAACAUCCCGGCAACAUCCAGGCAACAUCCCGGCAGCAUCCCGGCAUCAUCCCAGCAACAUCCAGGCAACAUCCCGGCAGCAUCCAGGCAACAUCCCGGCAACAUCCAGGCAACAUCCCGGCAACAUCCAGGCAACAUCCCGGCAGCAUCACGGCAACAUCCCGGCAGCAUCCAGGCAACAUUACCGCAACAUCCAGGCAACAUCCCGGCAGCAUCCAGCCAACAUCCCGGCAGCAUCCCAGCAACAUCCCGGCAACAUCCAGGCAACAUCCCGGCAGCAUCCAGGCAAUAUCCCGGCAACAUCCAGGCAACAUCCCGGCAACAUCCAGGCAACAUCCCGGCAACAUCCCGGCAACAUCCCGGCAGCAUCCCAGCAGCAUCCCGGCAGCAUCCAGGCAACAUCCCGGCAACAUCCCGGCAACAUCCCAGCAUCAUCCCAGCAGCAUCCCGGCAGCAUCCCGGGAACAUCCCAGCAACAUCCCAGCAGCAUCCCGGCAACAUCCCAGCAACAUCCCGGCAACAUCCCGGCAGCAUUCCAGCAGCAUCCCGGCAGCAUCCAGGCAACAUCCCAGCAACAUCCCGGCAACAUCCCGGCAACAUCCCGGCAGCAUCCCAGCAACAUCCCGGCAGCAUCCCGGCAACAUCCCAGCAACAUCCCGGCAACAUCCCGGCAACAUCCAGGCAACAACCCGGCAACAUCCAGGCAACAUCCUGGCAACAUCCCGGCAACAUCCCGGCAGCAUCCAAGCAGCAUCCCGGCAGCAUCCCGGCAGCAUCCCGGCAACAUCCCAGCAACAUCCCGGCAACAUCCCGGCAGCAAGAUGUGUUACAAUGCUAGCUUCCUGCUGCCAGUUGAUGAUUCGUAUCCGAUGCAUUUUAUACGAUUACAUGGACAAGAAAGGUACAUCACGACAUUUGAUCUAUUCAGAGAUUACUGACAAGUUCCUCCUUUCUAACGAAGCCAAGGAUUUUUCAGCGUAUCAAGAAACUGCUUUCUUCAUGUAUGUGUUGGCCAGCCCUGGCUGCAACCGGCCCUUCAUGCUAGAAGUUGACGCGUCGGAAGUUGGUGCGGGAGUGGUAUUGUUACAGUAA